AUGGAAGAAACGACGCAGACGCUGCCAAAUCCGUUCGUGAAUAACAUUCAUUUCGGUGCUAGGGACAGAGUAAAAAUUGCGCUGAUGACUGUCUUCGUGUUCCCGGUUCGACUGAUGCUGGCAGCCUUUCUUAUUGGUGUUGCUUACUUGGCAGCGGUGAUCAUUUUGUUUCAGUACGAGGUGGAACUAGAGGCGCCCCUGAAAGGGUGGCGAAAACGAGGAAAGGAGUUCGUCGCACGCGUUAUGGUUUAUUUACACUUCGUCCUCGGCGUGUUUCCGGUGACAGUCAAGGGACGACGUGCCGAACCGUGGGAAGCUCCAAUAUUGGUUGUGGCGCCGCAUUCGUCUUUUUACGACGCUCUCCCAUACUGUCUACUAAACGCGCCUUCGUUUAUUGGCAAGAGUAGUUUAAUUAAUAUGCCAGUCUUCGGAAAGCUCAUUUCUUUAACGAAGCCGAUAUUAGUCAAUCGCGACAUGAAGAAAUCUCGCAAAAUGACUGCCGAGAAACUAAAGGAACGGGCCUGGAAAGUGUACAACCAGCGGAAAAACGGUAUUACUUCUCCACUGUCGCAAAUAAUGAUCUUUCCCGAAGGAACGUGUACAAAUCGAACUCAGCUUAUUCACUUCAAAGCAGGCGCUUUCGCCGCGCAGUUGCCCAUUCAACCUGUGUGUCUGAGGUGGCCCGAAUCGUCUUUGCAUACCGCAUGGACGUGGGAAGGACCCGGAAUGUAG
Molecule: messenger RNA, 732 nt
Organism: Soboliphyme baturini
Lineage: Eukaryota; Metazoa; Nematoda; Enoplea; Dioctophymatida; Soboliphymatidae
Source: the annotation of a GenBank genome assembly